AUGUGUGUGUGUGCGGUAUUGAGAUCAUGCGGAUAUAAUGAUAGAUAUGGAUAUGGAUAUGGGCAUGGAUAUGGAUGGAUAUGGGCAUGGAUGGAUAUGGACGUGGAUAUACAUGGAUAUGGAAGGGGAUAUGGAUGGAUAUGGACGUGGAUAUGGAUGGAUAUGGACGUGGAUAUGGAUGGAUAUGGACGUGGAUAUGGAUGGAUAUGGACAUGGAUAUGGAUGGAUAUGGGGAUGGAUAUGGACGUGGAUAUGGAUGGAUAUGGAAGGGGAUAUGGAUGUAUAUGGACGUGGAUAUGGAUAGAUAUGGGCAUGGAUAUGGAUGGAUAUGGGGAUGGAUAUGGGGAUGGAUAUGGACGUGGAUAUACAUGGAUAUAG
Messenger RNA from Anisakis simplex (herring worm), 378 nucleotides. Lineage: Eukaryota; Metazoa; Nematoda; Chromadorea; Rhabditida; Anisakidae. The record is from the annotation of a GenBank genome assembly.